AUGGCUGAGCUCAGUCAAAGGCUGCACGUGCAAGGAGAGUACAAUGCUGCCCAAAGUCAUCUUGAAAAGGCAGCGAGUGGAUUGAAGAAUGCUCUUGGACCAACACACGCCGACCCCUUGGAUGCUCUCUAUUGGCUUGGCCGUAAUGAAUAUGAGCUAUACCACUAUAAAGCCGCCGAAUAA
This is a messenger RNA of Penicillium cataractarum, 183 nucleotides long. RefSeq lists its product as uncharacterized. The record is from RefSeq and is a predicted model, not a curated record. The transcript has a single exon. Gene Ontology annotation, molecular function: protein binding. The coding region runs from base 1 to 183 and encodes 60 amino acids. Lineage: Eukaryota; Fungi; Ascomycota; Eurotiomycetes; Eurotiales; Aspergillaceae.